Molecule: messenger RNA, 264 nt
Organism: Penicillium oxalicum
Lineage: Eukaryota; Fungi; Ascomycota; Eurotiomycetes; Eurotiales; Aspergillaceae
Exons: 2
Coding region: 1-264 (87 amino acids)
Source: RefSeq, a predicted model, not a curated record
AUGGUUCGCGGCGCUGAAUACGACAACGGUGUUCCCCAGAGCGACAACCCCGUCGACGCGGGCACCACCCAGGCUCAUGGCACUGGUGCCACUGACGCCCCCCUCGACCGCACCAAGAAGGUCGCCGACAUGCCCGAAGAGACCGGCUCUCAGCGCGAUGUCUUCCCUGGUCUGGCCGGCUCCGGCAACAACAGCGGCAAGGGCGGACACGAGCCCAAGACCCUCGGCGAGAACAAGGGCCAGGGUGCUCAGCCCGGUGUGUAA